Molecule: messenger RNA, 1524 nt
Organism: Saprolegnia diclina VS20
Lineage: Eukaryota; Oomycota; Saprolegniomycetes; Saprolegniales; Saprolegniaceae
Product: hsp70-like protein
Exons: 1
Coding region: 21-1460 (479 amino acids)
Biological process (GO): protein refolding; cellular response to unfolded protein
Cellular component (GO): cytoplasm
Molecular function (GO): ATP hydrolysis activity; heat shock protein binding; ATP binding
Source: RefSeq, a predicted model, not a curated record
CGCCCGAGGAGAUCUCGUCGAUGGUCCUUACGCGCAUGAAGGAGACAGCGGAGAACUACCUCGGCCAGGAGAUCAAGCAGGCUGUUGUCACGGUCCCUGCGUACUUCAACGACCAGCAGCGCCAGUCGACGAAGGAUGCCGGUGCCAUUGCCGGCCUCGACGUCAAGCGCAUCAUCAACGAGCCCACGGCCGCCGCCCUCGCGUACGGCUUGGACACGAACGCCGGUGCCGAUGGCUCGAAGACCAACAUCCUCAUCUUCGAUCUCGGUGGUGGUACCUUCGAUGUGUCGAUCCUCUCGAUCGAGAACGGCAUCUUCGAAGUCAAGUCGACGGGCGGUGACACGCAUCUCGGUGGUGAAGAUUUCGACUCGAACAUGGUCGACUUCCUCGUCACGGAGUUCAAGCGCAAGAACAAGGGCCUUGACCCCACGUCGUCGGCUCGCUCGAUGCGCCGUCUCCGCACGGCCUGCGAGUCGGCCAAGCGCAUGCUUUCCACGACGACGUCGGCUUCGAUCGAGGUUGAUUCGCUCUUCGAGGGCGUUGACUUCUCGUCGACGAUGACGCGCGCCAAGUUCGAGUCGCUCAACGAAGAGUGCUUCAAGCGCACGGAGGAGACCGUCCUCAAGGUGCUCGCCGACGCCAACAUGCAGCCCGGUGACAUCACGGAGCUCGUCCUUGUCGGCGGUUCCACGCGUAUCCCCAAGGUGCAGAACAUGCUCUCGGCUGUCUUCGGCGGCAAGGAGCUCUCGAAGUCGAUCAACCCGGAUGAGGCCGUCGCGUACGGUGCUGCCGUCCAGGGCGCCAUCCUCUCGGGCAUCCGCAACGACGCCACGAACUCGCUCCUCCUCGUCGAUGUGACGCCGCUCUCGCUCGGUAUUGAGCUUGUUGGCAAGGUCAUGUCGGUGCUCAUCAAGCGCAACACGGCGAUUCCCGUCAAGAAGACGCGCAUCUACACGACCGAAGAGGACUGGCAGACGACGGAGAAGGUCGUUAUCUUCGAAGGCGAGCGUGCCUGCGUCGUCGACAACAACAAACUCGGCGAGUUCGAGAUCUCGGGCAUUGAGCGCGCCAAGCGCGGCGAGCCGCAGAUCGAAGUCACGUUCGAGAUCGAUGCCAACGGUAUCCUCCACGUCUCGGCCCGCGACAAGAAGACGGGUGCCAAGAACGCGACGACGAUCUCCAACAACCGCGGCCGCCUCACCCAGCAGGACAUUGACCGCAUGGUCGAAGAGGCCGAGAAGUUCAAGAAGGAUGACGCGCAGAUGCUCAAGCGCAUCGACGCCCGCAACGACCUCGAGGGCUACCUCUACCGCGCGCUCGAAGCCGCCUCCAAGAAGAACGACGCGGCCGCCCAGACCGCGCUUUGCGAAGCCCGUGACUGGAUGGACGACAACGAGGAACUCACGGUGCGCGAACUCGAAGACAAGCGUCGUGUCCUCGAGCGCACGUACAAGUAUUAGAUCAUCAUCGCUGCUCGCCACCCACGCUAACUCUAAUAAUAUGCCAGUGGCCGCCAACACAAUA